CUUCCCAGGGUGCUUUCUGGGGCCUCAUGUUCGGGCUGGUAGUAGGUGGCAUUCGAAUGAUCAUGGAGUUUUCCUAUGGUGUGCCAUCCUGUGGCGAGGAGGACCCAAGACCAGCUGUGCUAAAGGACGUGCACUACCUGUACUUUGCCCUCAUUCUCUGCGUGCUCACGGGCAUCGUCAUUACCCUAAUUAGUCUCUGCACCCCACCAAUCCCAGAGGAAAAGCUGGCUAGCCUGACGUGGUGGACUAGACACAGCAAAGCUCCCACAAUUGACCUGGUAAGCUACAAGAGCGAGUCGGCGGCGGUAAAUCCUCCAGUGGGCGAGACUGAUGGGGAUGAGCCGACCUGGGAGAACACGGAUUCAGGGAGCAAAGAACAUGGAGCAGCGAGCUCUCCUUGCUGGAAGAAGUUAUACUUCUGGUUUUGCGGGAUCUCCAGCAGCCCAGGACCCACGCUGACCAAGGAAGAGAAAGCAGUCCUGGAAAGGAAACUCACCAGCAUUGAGGAAAAGCCCCUAUCAAAGACUCUUUGCAACAUUAAUGCUAUAAUCCUACUAGCUAUUAAUGUCUUUCUGUGGGGUUACUUUGGCUGAAGACAGGGCUGCAGACAGUCCACGGCUGGCUUGGCUUUGAUUUAGAAUAUCGCAGUAAUGCUUAGAGACGUCAAGCAGGUCAGGGCCACAUUGUUCUAGGGGCCAUGAACACAGUAAAUGGAAUUCCCUGCCCCAGAGAGCUCACAAUCUAGAAGACCAAACCUAGCGGGCAGGAAUAUCGUAUUUACCAGAGAGGGUUUUUAUCAGGUAAAAUCGUGGGGUUUUGUCACCUAGGGAAAAAUUAGUUGGGCCCAAUUUAUGAUAUUUUCUAUUUUUAAAAUUGUUUUAUCAUCAUACACAUCACACUUAGUCGUAGUUACAUAUUCAAAUUGCAUUACAGAGUCAAAUCAGGCACUAGAUUAGGAGAUUAAUGUAGGGUUGGACAAAUAAACAAGUAAAAUUGCAGUGAGCGUAAUACUAAUAUAUGUAAUUCUAAUAGGGUCAGAAUGUCUGUAAACAACUUAGUUUGGUAUUUUCUCCAGGAAGUGAUACAGGCCAUGACACCUGUCUGUUUUCAAUAUUAUAUAACCCGAAGUCAAAAACAUUCAGUGACAGUAACGCAGAGUUGUAGCCAUGAAGCAUUAAGCAAUCCGAAGCAUGCAGCGCUGUGGACAACCUGAACCUGUUUCUCAGUUUUGAAUGGAGGUAUCCAGUCUGAAAAGAUCCAUGCUAUGCUUGCUGAACUUGUUGGACACUGGUGGACUUGCACCACCAGUUCUGUGAAGUCAGAGGGAAUCUCGGCCGUUUUCAGAUUUUUUCCACCAUGUGAAAGUGGAAACUUUUUCCUUGAUAGCGGGUGAAAACGUCAAUUUUGGUUACAGUGCGUCAUCUGUGUUAAAUGCAAGUAAAUAUGGCAGAAAGUCGCAAUUUCUUCUUGUUCCAAGGACACAUUUCUUGCCUGCGUAUUUUGGAUGAAGGAGGUCAGCCAACAUUUGUAAUUGCCUCAUGAAAUCUCUUUGGUACGUCUGCUUUAUGUGGGGCAAGAUCUUCAUUUAUCAGUAAAUCCAACCGUCCGUCUCAUG
Molecule: messenger RNA, 1615 nt
Organism: Chrysemys picta bellii (western painted turtle)
Lineage: Eukaryota; Metazoa; Chordata; Testudines; Emydidae
Source: RefSeq, a predicted model, not a curated record